GGUCGGAGUGAGAUCCACGGUUGACUGGUUUCGAAACAUGUCGUGGUAAUCUACAUGAGCUGUAUCGAAUGAUUUUGUGUCAUAAUUAAAAAUAAACGUUCAUUUAGUAAAAAAUAAAAGUGUAUUUAAUAAUAUCAAAAUAAUACUAAAUUGACAAGUGCGAGUCUAACUGGAUUAUAAUUGGAUUAUAAUUGAAUCCAUGAUUUCGAUUUAAAUUUGACCUAUUUCGGAUUUAAGCGAGGGAUCGAAAGACUCAGAAGACAGUGUUGAGGCUGCCUUUGUCCAUGCACACCAGUCAUGAUUUUCAAUGCACUGUUGGGGGUUGCCCUAUUGACAAGUCAUGUGAUGUCCACAUCCAUCCCUGGCAUGGUGACCUUGAACAUGACAGGGUCAUAUAUCGACGACUAUAAAAUCUUCAAUUCCACACAAGAUAACACGACCUAUAUUAAUGCAUCGCUGGCAUACUUGGCAGAUGGGACUUCUGUGGACGUCAAUAGCUAUUUGAUAAAACGACCACCAACAAUUGCUGGAGUAGAGGUGGAGGUUUUAGAUGCUGGGAAUUACAACCUAACCGGAAAUUACAACAAUUCCCUGCCUGAAUAUGCAAACCGCCUAAGGGCAUCAUAUACCAUUCAAAAAACAUAUGCAUCCAGUAAUGCAGAUGAGAUUUUCAGGCUUUGGAUUUAUGUUGAAAACCUUGACCAAGAGAAUGUUACAGACGUUGAAGUUGAGAUUUUUCUUAAUUCUGGACUGCGUGCUCAAAACCUAGGAAUGAGUGGGAUCCUGGCGAAUAACUCAUAUAUAAGCUAUGGCACAUCCUAUUUAAGCUGGUCUGUGGGAAAUAUGACAGGUAAUUCAAGCACAAAUGGGUCGUUCCUAGCUCAAGUGAAUUCAGACACAAUGGGCAAUGGACUCAACUAUUACUUUUGUGCUGUGACCUGGUCCAACACAACAGACAAGAAUUCAACGUGGACUAUGACCGUUAAUUUGUGUAUUGAUGCAACUAUCACCUAUGAGCAAAGUUUGUUCUACAAGCAAGGCUACACUGCACUCUCAUUCUUCAUGGCGUUUAUCCUGGGCAUCCUUCUUGUGGUCUUAGGGUUCUUCAUAUACCACAUGAUCCGCAGAAAGAAGUCCAUAUCACCAUCUAAAGCCAAUCAAGAGAAAGUAUUGAUGGAGAGGGGUAAGGCAAUAAUGAUGGAUGAAAACGAUGCUUUGAAGCGGACAGGACACACUAUCAAUGAAUACAGCGUCAUUGGAGAGGGUGACUCCAUUGUGGGUCUGUUGGGAAUGAAGGACAAGAUGCAGAUGCAUAGAGAGAUUGACAGUCUGGACAUCCUAAACACGGUCAUAAUCGACACCAGUCUCGAGAAGGAACGCAACGACGCUUCCAUGGCAACCACUGAGCUUCUUAUUGGUGGUCUCCAUGCCAACAAUGACAUCACCAAGGCAACCAUGGACACUGCUGUGAACAAUCUGCGUAGCAGACGUACUCACAUGGACAGACAACAAGACGAGGAUUACAAACGGGAGAUGAAUAAGUUGUAUAAGAAGAUCAGUGCCAAGAACAGGGCGAUGAUGAACUCUCUGAUACAGAAACAGCGAGAUGAGAAGAAGGAACUUGUCAGUAACACGCAGGACCUCCCACCAAAGGAGCAGGAGGAUCUAAUCCGUCUGAUGAAUGAGCAGCAACAGUCUGAGCUGAACGCAGAGACAUACCGGCUGAAACUGGAACAGGAUGAGGAAACAGAGAAACUACGCAAGGAGUUUGCUAUACGGAGCCGUAUGGGUAUCAAGGAGUUACAGCUACAGGCCUUGCAGGAUGUCAAGGACCAAGGCAAGCUGUCUGACCAGCAGAUCAAGUGGCUGCUAGCGGAACACCAGAAGAACCAGAAAGCUCUCGAGGGCAUGUAUGACGACGAGAUAUCCAGGCAGCGCAUGAACCUCGAGGAGAAACUGGCUCGCAGAAAGGCACUUGCGCAGGCUGCUGAAACCCAGGAGGACGACAAUGACGACCUGUUGAACACAGUGGCCGGCCACCAGAUCGGGGCUAUUGAAGCCAUGAAAAAAGCCAAGGCCAUCUCGGCUGCAGAUGCAAACGUUCUGAUCGAUCAAGCGAAGGCAGAAAUGAUCACGAUCAAGGAUAAAAUGGAGAAGGACCGAGCCAAUCAGGAGUCAGCACUACACAAGCGUCUCAGUGAUCUGAAGAAAAAGCGUCUUAGCGAUCUGGAAAAAGAGCACGAGGCUGAAAUUCGGGAAUAUGACAGGAAGUGUGCCGAGAUGCAGACUGAGGGGCCCAUAGACCCUGUCACGUAUGCUGAUGGUCGACUGAAGCUGUUGUCUCAGCAGAGAGUUGAGAAGGCUAAUCUGGAGAACGAGAUUGAUAACGAGAACAUAGAGCAGCUCGCCAAGCUACGCUCAGAGAUCGCAACCCAGACUGAGAGUGAUUUGAGGAAUGUGAAUACACAUCUGUUGGAGAAACUGGAUGGUAACGACAGGGCCAAGGUAGACCAGCUGUUGGCCGACCAUAAGCGUGAGAUCGAGGCUCUGAGGGCAGCGCAGGCUCGAAACCGCGACAAACAGUUGAAGAAACUUCAGGAGCGGCUGGAGGAGAGCCGUGAGCAAUGGAACCAGCGCAAGGAGGCCGAGAAAGAAGAGCAGCAGCAGCUGAGGGAGUACGAGGAUAAUGUGGUCAGUAAGUUGGUGAACAGUCAGGUGUCCAUGUCAGAUGAUGAAAGAGAGAGGAUCCUAAAAGAACAUGAGAAACAGAUGGUGAAACUUGAAAACAGUCUGACACUGAACAAACUGCGCCAAAAGCGUAUGAUCGAAGAAAAGAUCGCCCAGCGGCGCUCUGCUCAGAUGGAGAAACUGCAGCUUAAACAGCACAAGGAAAAAGAGACCCAGCGUCGGCAGAUCGAGAACACCGAUGAGGAUUCUGGGGACGAGGCGUCGCAGCGUAAGAAGCUGGAGUUGAUGAAAGAACACGUCGAGCAGAAGAUGGCCGUGCUUCAGGGACGAAAGAUGGACUGGGAUACAGAACUCGAGUCUAUCCGUGUAGAGAUGCUGAAGGAGCGCUCCCUGGCUCUCAAGGACCAGGAGGAGAGGCUGGGGGCACUCGUGGCUCAACUGCAGCUCUCCAAGGCUAAAGAGCUGGCCAAGAUAGAGGAACAGCAGCGUGCAAUUCACAACCUGAAGACCAAUCUGAUAGACGACCUCAACUCACGGGGGGUCCUGUCUGACCCAGAAACACAGGCUGUCAUCAAACGACAUCAGGAGGAACAAGAAGUUCUGAAUCAGAGGCUGGAAAAGCAGCGUCAGAGUCAGGAAAUGGCCCUACGAGAGAAGCUACAGAUGCGUCUCCAGCAGAGGGAGAAGUCGAUGAUUUCCAUGCAAGACGAAGAACUCAAGAACCUGGCUGCUCCAAACAAGACCGCUGCAAAAAUUAAAAAAAUGUUGCUCAUCCAUAAGCAUAUGGUGUCCAUGGAAAAGAUGAGAAACCAGUUGGAGAGAGAGAUCAGCCAGACGCUAGAGCAGGUUAGACACGAAUAUGAAGUCUGCAAACGCAAGGCAGUUCAAGACCAGGAGAUGGAGUUCAUAGCCGGCCUUGUGCGUGUUGGAACAAUCCCUAAAGAAGAACUGGAGUCCGUGUUACGGACUCUAUAUCCAGGAAAGUCGGAAGAAGAGCUGAAGGACAUCCUUGGCAAGAUAUUUGACCCCAAACUGCAGACCAACCAGCCUCCCAUGGACCAUGCACAGGCUACCGCUCUUUUGAGCCGCGUCAUGGAGUCUCAGGCUCAUCCCCCACCGUUCCUGCGCCGGCAAUCUUCCAUCAGCAACAUGGGGUCUAGCAGAACCAGCAUAACCGCACGGGAAAUUCUGGUGCAGGAAGAUUCUUUACGAGGCUCAAAGCGAUCAGCCCGCGAACCCGCCUUCCCAACACCUUCAGAACAACAACAACACUACGAUCGCAUUGAAGACAACUCUCGUUUCCGACCGAGCAGUCGUCAGUUUGAUGACUCGCCACAAUUUCCCCACCCGGCUCAAAGAUCACUCAAAUCACUCAAUUCUUCCACUGGUUUUCGCAUCGAAGAUCGGGAAACUUACAACAAUGCCCCCCACCCGCUUGAGCAGGGCCUAGGCGGGUCACAGAGGAAUGGUAAUGCAUACGGUAACAGGAUCAUGGAGGAAGAUGAUGAUGAUGAGGUUGCUACAGCAAUAUACGCAGGACCCGACCGACGUCUGCCCCCCUCGAAACUUCCCCCCCUAGCUCAAUCUGGGAGGAAGAAGAAGAAGAAGAACUUUUUAAAGAAAGUUGCUAAAAACUCACCCAGACUUCAUGAUGAUGAUGAUGAGCUGUAAAAAAAUACACUUGUGCUAAAGUUUUUAUAAACACAAUUGUGAAUGUUAUAAUAUUUCUUUUUAAUUUUUUUAAGAACUUAGAAUACUCAUCAAAUUCAGGGCAUGUUGUGAUACUUGUUAUGUUUCCGGUAUAAAAUUUUAAAAUCUCUAAUAAAAGUGUUUACAGGGUUUCUUCAAAAUGUGUUGCCUUUUAUCAUUUUUGGAUUUUUAAAUAAUUUUUGUAAGUGUGCUAAACAUUUUGCAAAAUGAUCACUUGAGCCAUCAGUUCUACAAUGUUUAUUUUCACUCAAUGUAUCUGAUAUGUAUGAAUUGAUGUUGUUUAUGUUCUAGCUUAAAAUUUUUGACUGAAUUCAAAACUAAAAGAAAGUUCUUAUUUACAAGUAAUAGCAUGAUUCUGGCUUUUAAUCAAAACUCUAUGUAUUGACACAAUAUGUAAAUCUACUAAUUGACUUAAAUAAAAAUUAUAUAUUGCAUUAUUGUAACAUAAUGAAUUAUAAAAGUGUAUUGUCAAGCCUUUAUACAAAUAACCUACUAUAAUUUUGUUUUACUCUAGGUAUGUUACUCUCAGGCAUAUUUUGAUAAUAUCAAAAUAAUUUUGUGAUAUGUAAAAUUUUACAUAUUUUACUUUAAUUUGUACCAAUUUAUUGACAGUUAAUUAUUGAUUUUUUACACCAAUAACUUUGUAUUUUAAGUAUUGUUGUAAAUGAACUGGUAAUUAGAUUUACAUAAUUAUUUAUCUUUUUUGUAGUAAGUGUUUUUUAUCUGUAUGACAUUAUAGUUAUAAAGCUUGAAUAUUUUGAAUUCUACAAAAAAUGUGGUGCCUUUUCACUUCAAAAUGCUGUCUUAUAAUUAUACCUAAAGAAAAAAACAAUUGGGCAUGUUUUCAUGUCAUAUUUAUCUAUGCUAUUACUAUGAACUCUGGAUGAAAUGUACUCCCACUUUGACCUCAAAAAGGUACAGUAUAGGUUCAAAUAUAAAGAGUAGACAGCUCAGUUUUUUUUGUAUCUUUUAUUUUUGGAGCACAUUUAGAUUUUAAAAUAUAUUUUAGUAAGCAUCUGUGAUAUUUCAUUUUUAAUAUUUUAUAAUAAGUAGAAGUAUUAUUAGUAUAAUUUUUGCUCAUUAUUUAAUUAUUGCAUGAACUUGUCUAUGAUUUUUUAUAGAUGUUUACGUUUGUGUGAAUGACUAUUCUUAUUACUUUUUUAUUUCAGCAAAUGUAUUUUUUAAUUUGAUUUUUAAACUAAAGGUUUUCAUUGUGGAAAGACUUAACAUAGUAUUAUGUGAAGUUGGAAUAGGACAUCAAUUUGGGAAUAAAUUGUGUUUUUUCAAGAGUGCAUAAUAUGCAGUUUUACAUGUUGUAUUUAUUAGUUUGACAUAUUAUACUUAAAAUAGAUACUUGCAUAUAUAAAAGCAUCAUUUAAAUUGAUUUUACUACAAAACUGGAUUUUUUAUUGAUUUUUUUUUUAAAUCCUCAUAAACGCAUGAACACAGUUUAAAAAUACAGUAAAAAGGAUUAAAAAAACAAUCAUUGUUAAUGAAAAAGUCAUAGAAAAUUGGUUAUUAAGCUUUAAGUCUAGAUAAAAUAUAACAAAAAUAAAUUCAGAUCAUGAAAUGAAUAGUUUUGUUGGAGAAAAUCGCCAAAAUGAUGUCCAUUCCCAGUUUGAUGUCUUAGUCCAAAUUCACAUAAUACAGUGAUCACUUGUGAAAAGUCAACUUCAGUUCUAUUGCGUAUAUGCAAUAUCAAUAUGAACCUUUUCCCGUACCAUUGUUUAUUGUUCAGUGAAUAAUUAUUUGGGGUUCUAAUGAAUAGGAGUUUAUCCAUGAAGGCAUUUAAUAAUGAAUAGCUGAGUGUUUAACAGUCAACUUGAGAGCACUAAAAAAAAAUGUCUGUUAGUUUGGAUUUAAUGAAAAAUCCCUUAAAAGGAAACCGUGCCCAUGCAUGCAUUGCAUGAACACAGUUUGAAAAUGGAGUGAAAAAAAACUAAACAUUUUUUUAUUAGGUCAUAGAAAAAUUGCUUAUUUUACUAUGGUAUAUGCAUAGAAUAUAAGAAACAUAUAUAGACAACAUACAAUGCACAGUUUGUGUGAGAAAAUCACCGAAAUGAAGCCCAUUCCUAUAUUUAUAUUUUAUUCCAAAUUUACAUAAUACUGUGUUCUAUUAAUACAAAAUGUAGUUGCAGAAUUCAAAGAAAAAACUUAUUUGUAGGCUGUUCUUUAGUUUGGAACUACAUUUUAAUUGGGUACAGAAGUUUUACUAUGCUUAUUUUGUUCUUUGUCUUUAGCAAAUCAGCAUGCGUCCUGUUUCAAUUAGCAUUAACUCCGUGAAAUUGUGGCACAAUUAAUAUAAUAGUUUGGUUGUGUGUUUGUUUUUAAGUUUUUGUUGCAGCAGUGUUUCUUUUCAGUUGAUAUUUCCUCUCUAAUUUUGUAAUAGCAUUCAUAAUUACUCUUGAUUAUUCCUUUCUUUUUCGUGGAAAUUCCUUUUAGUUCAGAUUAUUUCGAACCUACUACCCAUUCAUUACUUAUACAUGCGAUUAUUAGGAACUUACUACCCAUUCAUUACUUACACAUGCCAUUAUAAGGAACCUACUACCCAUUCAUCUUAUACAUGCCAUUAUUUGAGCCUUAUUCUGGGUAAACUGGGCUUAAUGCAUGUGCGUAAAGUGUCAUCACAGAAAAUGAAAGUUUUGUCCCUUAUUACCCUAUGUGGACUGCACAGGCUAAUCUGGAAUGACAUUUUAUGCAUUUUCUUUGAGCCGGAAAUUCCCACUAAGAUACCCAUUUGAGCCUUUGUUUCGUAUUAUAGUUUCCAGGCUUCAAAAGUUCUCUAUUCAUUGUGUACUCAGAAUCAUACAAAAUGCAUGUCUUCUUUAUAAAUACCGGUAGCUUAAACUCUGUUGAUUAAGUACCAUAUUAUUAUUCCUUCUAUGUCUACAUCUUUUUACAACUGUUCUAUAUCUUUACGAAUAUAUAUUCUUUGAGAGUG
This is a messenger RNA of Dreissena polymorpha, 7339 nucleotides long. RefSeq names its product trichohyalin-like. Gene Ontology annotation, cellular component: plasma membrane protein complex; ciliary membrane. Gene Ontology annotation, biological process: smoothened signaling pathway. The transcript is spliced from 30 exons. Lineage: Eukaryota; Metazoa; Mollusca; Bivalvia; Myida; Dreissenidae. The coding region runs from base 298 to 4359 and encodes 1353 amino acids. The record is from RefSeq and is a predicted model, not a curated record.